CCCCCCACAUGGCCCACCCAGGCUCUGGGAGGGAGGGCACCCGCAAGAGCCUGACUUAGAAGGGGAUGCGCAAAGGCGCGCUCCUUCCCCAGACACACACAAGCUAUCCGGGGAGAAGCGGAGCAAGCACCACCCCAAAGGCGUCGCAGCAGGUGGAGAUAUUUUCCCCGUGAAGAGUAAAGAUUCCACAACUGUAGAAGUACCCCAUAAGCAUCAUCAACUGGGAAACAAGGAGCAGUAUGACAGGACCGUCUGUCUGAGUCUAAAGUGUGAAGACCACCACAUCCACCAGAAAAGCCAGGAUGGAUCUCCACCAAAGCCCCACAGCCAGGCUCCUGCAGAAAUGGUGUUCCCAUGAGUCACCAUUUGGCUGCAGGAGACAUUAUAAUAGCAGGAAAAAACUGAAGCUAAUUCGAGUCAUUGGCCUUGUCAUGGGCCUGGUAGCUGUGAGCACUGUCCCAUUUUCAAUCAGUGCCUUUACUGAGACAGGCUCUCAGAGCAACAGAGGAGAAGCCAGUGAUGUGAGUGGCCCCAGGGUAGCACAGGGUCACCGUCAAAGAACUCUCUUAGACUUAAAUGACAAGAUUCGAGAUUACACCCCACAGCCACCUGCUUCUCAGGAAGGCCAAGCUGAGAACAGCACUGAGCACACCCCAGGAGACUACCCGAGGGACAUCUUUUCCCUGGAGGAGCGAAGGAAAGGUGCCAUCAUUCUGCAUGUCAUCGGAAUGAUCUAUAUGUUCAUAGCAUUAGCCAUCGUCUGUGAUGAGUUCUUUGUUCCUUCUCUAACUGUCAUCACUGAAAAACUGGGAAUCUCUGAUGAUGUGGCCGGAGCCACCUUCAUGGCUGCAGGCGGGUCAGCCCCAGAACUUUUCACGUCUCUUAUAGGGGUCUUCAUUGCUCACAGCAAUGUCGGCAUUGGCACCAUCGUGGGUUCCGCCGUGUUCAAUAUUCUCUUUGUUAUUGGCAUGUGUGCUCUGUUUUCUAGAGAAAUCCUAAACCUGACCUGGUGGCCACUCUUUCGGGAUGUGUCCUUCUACAUCGUUGAUUUGCUCAUGCUGAUCACGUUUUUCCUGGAUAACGUUAUCAUGUGGUGGGAAAGCUUGCUCCUCUUAACAGCUUACUUUGCCUAUGUGGUUUUCAUGAAGUUCAACGUCCAAGUAGAGAGAUGGGUGAAGCAAAUGAUAACUCGCAAUAAUGUUAUCAAGGUGACAGUGCCAGAAGCCCAAGCAAAGCUCUCAGAAUUCCCUCCAGCCUCACAGGCAGAUGGGAGGACAGCUUGCCCUACAAUAACAAAUGACCCUGACUGCCAGAGUCUGUGUUUCGAGGUCUACCCUGAGACAGCCAGGCAUGGGUCCUGCAUAACGAAUGUGAAUGGAGAGCCGCUGAAAGAAAAGACCCAGAACAGCUGUAUGGAAGAGUCACCUACAGCUGGGGACAAGGAUGAGCCAACUUUACCGGUAGGGAGCAGUAGCCCUGCCUGUUCCUGUGCCAGUGAAGAAUGUGUAGCAGAGUCGAAGCCACGCCUCCAGCGAGGUGGAAGCUCUGCCUCCCUCCACAACAGUCUCAUGAGGAACAGCAUCUUCCAGCUCAUGAUACACACCCUUGACCCACUCGCUGAAGAACUUGGAUCAUAUGGAAAACUAAAAUAUUAUGACACAAUGACUGAAGAAGGGAGGUUCAGAGAAAAAGCUUCAAUCCUCCACAAGAUCGCCAAGAAGAAAUGCCAAGUGGAUGAGAACGAGAGGCAGAAUGGGGCUGCCAAUCAUGUGGAGAAAAUUGAACUCCCCAACAGCACAAGCACAGAGGUGGAGAUGACACCAUCGAGCGAAGCUUCAGAACCUGUCCAGAAUGGAAACCUCUCCCACAACAUUGAAGCUGCAGAUGCCCCGAAGGCCACAGAGACUGCCGAGGAAGAAGAUGACCAGCCCCUCAGCCUGUCCUGGCCAACCAACCCCCGCAAGCAGGUCACCUUCCUAAUCGUUUUUCCCAUCGUGUUCCCUCUCUGGAUCACCUUACCUGACGUCCGCAAACCUGCUUCCAGGAAGUUCUUCCCAAUCACAUUCUUCGGCUCCAUCACUUGGAUCGCAGUUUUCUCAUACCUGAUGGUGUGGUGGGCACACCAGGUUGGAGAGACAAUUGGCAUUAGUGAAGAAAUCAUGGGUCUGACCAUCUUGGCUGCUGGGACCUCUAUCCCUGAUCUUAUCACCAGUGUCAUAGUGGCCCGAAAGGGCCUGGGGGACAUGGCUGUGUCCAGCUCUGUUGGAAGCAACAUCUUUGACAUCACUGUGGGGCUCCCACUGCCCUGGCUCCUCUACACCAUCAUCCACAGAUUCAGCCCAGUGACUGUCAGCAGCAAUGGCCUCUUCUGUGCCAUCGUCCUCCUCUUCAUCAUGUUGCUUUUUGUCAUUCUCUCCAUCGCCCUCUGCAAAUGGCGGAUGAACAAAAUCCUCGGCUUCAUCAUGUUUGGCCUCUACUUCGUGUUCCUGGUGGUCAGCGUCCUCCUGGAAGACAAAGUUCUCGUGUGCCCUGUCUCCAUCUAGUGGAAAAGCCAUAUCUUAAACCAACAGCAUGGAUAGUCCCUCCCGGCUCUGGGCUCCAGGCUCCUUGCAGUCUUGAGAAGAGGCAGCUUGUGCACAGCCCUGGGAGGCAAGUAUCCCUCCUUGGAAGGUUGGAGGAAGGAUGGAUUCCCACGGGGCCAUUCACUUCACAGGCACCUCGCCCUUGCCUGAUGAAAGAACUCCAUGUAAGAGACAAAGAGGACCUCCAUCACCACUGACAGGUACUCCUCGCUGGUCGGAGGUACGUUCAUUGUGAUGACACAAAAGAGGACAGAGGCUAUACAUACAUAUAAAUACAAAUAUUAUAAAUAUAUACACAUGAGCAUACAAAUCUUGCCUGUUUCUGUACUAUACCUCUUCUCCUAGACCUAUAGAUUAAUACAUACCUGUACACAAACAGAAAGAAAAAUUAUAUAUAUAUAAACAUAUAUUUAAGUGCAAAUGCAUCUUUUCAGGGAUAGCUCUAGUAUAUUUAUAGUACCUAUUUGAAGAGGGGCAUCAACUUUCAACCUUCAGUUUGUGCUUUGCCCCUCAAAUGCAAAAGCUGAAUUAACAGAAUCAGUAGGCAAAGUGCUCUUUGCUAUGGUUUCUAUCCUGCUUUGGAUGUACUAAGUUUAGUGAAAUUCUUUGCAGAAGGAGAGCUUAAUAGAGGGAGUCUGUAGGAGCCCCAUAUAGAACCUCUAAAAUACUCUCACAAGCCAAAAAAAAAAAAAAUCACCUCCCCACUGGGGUGCUCUGAGACCCUUGGGAUUCCAUAAGACAGGUGACACUCAGACUGGGUGGCAAGGAGAGGGAUCUGCUGAGGGUUGGGCUGUUUUGGUUUGGUUUGUUUUCUUGUAAUGCCCCAGCAUGCAAGUAGAUGGUAUGAAUGAAAAACCAAAGUAGUGCUUUUCUAGGACAGCAAAAAUUAUAUAAACUGAACCUAUCAUGUUCCAGUGCACGGCCCAUUAUCAUCAAACGACCAAGGGCAAUCUUAGCCAUGACUGUCAUCUGACAUGCUUUAAUACCAAGGGCUCCCACACAGUCCAAAGUCCUGCCAAGAGCGCUGAGAUGUGUGCUGAAAAUCACCGUCCAGCAGAGGUGCUCAGUGGGGGUUGCCACCUAAUGGGAACAUAAGGGCAUAGCUCCUUGCUCCUUAGAGCAUUUUUCAGUGCAGUCACAAAGGGCUGCAGUGUCUAAGAUUGUUCCCAGUAGAUCUAAACUAAAGACUGGCAGUGUUUGAUUGAGGCUGUUCAGGUUUGUUUGCAGAGGCCCCCACCCCCCUCACCCCAGAACAGUUUCCAAGUCCAAUGUCACAGAUUUGGUCUGUAGACUCAUACAACAUCUGUAUCCUGCCUCCCAUCAUAACCUCAUCUGGAACUUUAGCAUUCCAAGCACAGUGGAGACAGUACAUGUUCCAUCGUUUCUUUACACUACUUGGAAGCAGUCACUCUGAUAUCUUGCUCAGCUUUACAUGGGGUCAUCUCAUUCACUGAGUGUCCCCAAGCUCUGUCUGACAUCUUGUAUGACUUCUACAAGGUUUAUUUCAGUAGAAAAUGGGACUGGCUGGCAGCAAAUUACAUUUAAAAAAAAAAAUAUGUAGAGUUUUUCAUUUCCCUAAACCAUACUUUCUCCUUAAAAAUCAACUGAAAACGUAAAGAGAGGGUGGCCCCCUGAGUGUAAAUUGGCACAUGUCAUGCACGGAGAAUGUCACCACGUAUUCACGUCCUGAUCUGGCACUAUGCCUAUUCUGAUUGUUGUGAACACCACUUAACACAGGGAGGCAGGCAGGAUGCAGAACUCAAAGCUGAAUUAAAAAGGUCGGGUAACCCAAUACUGCAGCUCAAGUUCAGCAUUCCAUCUACAAAGGCUCCAUUUACAGAGCUCAGCAAGGCAGGCAGAGCAAGCCCCUCACCUCUCUUCACUCAUAAGCAAAAGGCACUUCAAAGUGGAGGCCCCCUGAGGACACAAGAAAUAAAAAGGUCUGCCACCAAAGAAACUGGCUUUCAAGUCUCUCCAACAAUGCAGAGUUGGGAUUUCAAUGGUGAAAGAGAAAUCCAUGCCCCAUUUAUCAAGGGUUGGAUUUUGUAUGGGGCAAGUAUUUGGGUUGCUUCCUUACAGAGAAAGACAAAGGAAAAGUGAGUUUUCAGUUCUAAAAUCUCAGAUUCUUGUCCUGGCUGCUCAGAUGAGAGCAUGAUGAUUGUUGGAUAAAUUCUGAUUUCUGGUUGGUUUAUUGCUGAAAACGUAUAAUUUUUUAAAAGCCAACUACAAGUGGACUGUAAAGUAAGAAAGGUCAGAGAAUGUCUUCUCCCAUCAUGAGUAUCCCCUCCUCACCAAGAAGCCAGGAAGCACUCCAGGUGCCUAAGAGAUUUCUGCUUCGUAGGGAGAGUUGUGGUCUUGAACAAAAGUUGCUUUGAGAAGACAACAUUCCCAAAGCCAGCCCCCACUUCUAUGGUGUCCCCCCCACCUCCCUGAGAGGUGCAGGCAUCAUCUGCUGCUAGCUCUUGCUGCCUUGUCUGAGGAGUGUGUGGCUGUGUGGCCAUAUGUUGUCCUGGAAUCAUUCACAUCAUUGUAAAACUGCUUCCUACAGGAUAGAUUCAGAACAUCUCCAAUUUCUUUCUUGCAUGUCAGUGUGUGCAAGUGUACUGGGUCUGCUGACAGACAAUAUCAAGGGCAGCAUCAUCCUACUGGUCCAAUCACACUUGGAAUCCCAAAGCAAAGAGCAUCGGAUUUGACAGUCAAGGAAGAGGAAACUCAUGCACACUGACCAAAGUGGGCAUUUUUGAACAAAAGGGUUUGUUUUUUUUUAUUCUGUGCACAUAUCCACACAAACAUUCACAUACCAUUCCAACUACAGAAUGUAGGAAAUGGGCAGCUGUGUCCCUGUUGCUUUCAGAGAAGUAAAAAUAUGCAACAAGAGGCAUGGGAAAAGAAUUUUAGACUGCUGUCUCUUUGCUUCUCCGGAGCAGGGUAUGAAAUAAUAUCAAAAGUUCAAGCCAAAAUUUUACCACUCAUCCUAAAAUAAAGGAAUUGUACCCAAAUGGGAAAUUUGGUACUCAGAGAAAAGCCAAGCCAGUCUUGCUUGCUGUCAUCUCUGCUAUAGCCUUAGGCAACCCUGAAACAGGAGAGAAACUUGGUUCAGACCGAGGAAUCUAAAAUAGAAACUCCUAGAUUCGCAUUUGAGAGUGUCCAUGACACAUCCACCUGCCCUCUGGACCUGGCCGGUCUCUGAUGGGAUGAAGCAUGAGAUUAAUGGUGUGAUUCAACUUCCCAGGACCUAAACAUGCCAGACAGAGUCAGCAGGGCAGAGUCCAUGUGCAGAGGCUCAGAGAUGGGGUUAUUCAUCAGCUCAGCAGAUGAUGCGGAAUGUCUGAAGACUCACUUUAGAGUCAUGAAAAGAGGCAAGGACCGUCUAGUGUUCACGGAAAAUGCUUUGCAAGGCCUCUGACAGGGGUCAUUAGAAGUUACUUCAUAGGGAAGACAUGAGUCAGGAAGUUUGGAGGCCUUUCAGCAAAACAUAGCUGCCUCCGUGAUUAGAUUUUUGGUGACAUUAAAAUAUAUAUAUAUAUCUGCUCCUGGCCAGAGAGAGUUGGCCAACUCCCCUAUACCACUAUUUCCCACAUCUUUUAAAUGCCUCUAUGACUUGAGAUGAGGGAAGAUGGUGUCUGUAAAAGAAGGUUAUCCACACCCAGACCACCUUAACAGAAAGUUGUUCACAGAAGAGGCAAUGCUUAGAGCUACUGGCCAGUCAGAGGGGGAGAUGGAAUCUAAAGUAUUCUAUUGAGAGAAUUACACUGAAGCAUUUGAUAGGGUUUGAUGCCUGUCUGAAUGAAGCAUUUCAGAGAAUUUCGGUAGACUUUCACACAAACACACAUGCACACACACUUGAGUGUGCAGGCACACACAAAUCCUAUUCUUCAUUGCACCCAGAAAGAUUGAGACCCCAACAAGUAGCAUGUUACAGACAGCAGGUGUGUUCCAGAAAAAAGCAUGCUAUAGAAACGAACACCUACCCUUAACGUAUUCUCUUGGCCUAAUAAUUUUUAAGCUGUCAUCCUCAAUUCCCAUGCCUCUCACAACAUUCUUUUCAAUUAGCAGACAAGGUCUUCUCAGUAAGAGAGAGUUGGUAGAAAAAUAUAAAACUCAAAGGGGGAGGGGAGAAGAAAAGAUUAUUUAUUUGUAAUAGGAUUCCUAAGAAAGCAACCAAAUAUACCUAUGGUGUUUAAAGUGGUUAUGAAUAACAGACAUUUUUAAACAGUUACUAGAGUCUAUACACAUCCUACAUUUAUUUGAAAAGCACAUGUCAAGAAGGACUCAGGAAAGAAAGGUACCUGUGCCUUGCCCCAGUGUCUGUCUGAGUUCAGCUUACUGCCUUUGAAUCUUUGUGGUCCUUUUUAAUCUCACAGCUUCGUAUUCUUUGAAAUAUAUAGCUAAGAAAAGCAAUAAAGGAAAUACAGCCAGCUCAGAUCCAAUACAUAUUAUUGCACCUUCGAGCUAUUUCUCUCAUGUCACUGGGCACUUUGGGUCCACAGAGGCUGUCGUUGCCACAGCAAUGAGGACAUAGGCCUCUGUGCAAUCACAGAUGUGCUCAUGUUCGCUACAUCUGGAAGUAGCUUGCUUCCCAUGUAGACCGCCCAGACAGCAUGAAUCCACAUGCCUUUCUCACACAUAGACAAUCAACCUCGCUUUAGACUACCUACAUGGCACCAAAGUCUUUAAUCUUGUUUGUGAGUCUUUUCUUAAGAAAGGGUGGGAGAAAGGGCCACACGAGGGACAAACAGAAGGACAAACAAAUGCAUGACCUAGCCAGGCUUUGAGAGAUCAACCUAGUUCUGAAAGUUUAGGCACAUGGGCUCAAAUUAUUGUACAGUGAGGGACUGAAUGGAGAAUCAUGGUGCCUAAACCAAAGCACUUUUCCUAAGAGACUGAUGGACUGGGCUGGAAAAUCAAAGAGUACCUAAGGAUGAAGGAAUGCUGUGGACUUGCACGGGCUCCCACCAGAGACUGAUUGCACUGGGAGAAUCUGUCUACUGGUUACUAUAGUACCAAGGAGCACUGAUAUUAAGUCAUCAUGGGAUAUCAGUAAAAAGUUCCGAGUGUGACCAAGGUCAGUGUUUGACACUGACAGAAGAACCCCAUCCUGCUUAACCCUAAGACCCCACAGCUGAUGACUUUUUUUAUUUGUUUGCUUUGCUUUUCUUUUCUUUUCUGCGUUUCCUUUGUGGCAGAAGUCAACUGCUUUUGAACACUUUUUGAUCUGUAUCCAUGACACGAUUUAAAGUUGCCACUGGAGGACCCUGUACCUAUUUUCAUCAAAAGCACCCUUGAAUUUUUGUUCAUUUGUUUAGGUGUUUUCUUCCUCCUCCUCCUCCUCCUCCUCCUCCUC
Molecule: messenger RNA, 7926 nt
Organism: Mus pahari (shrew mouse)
Lineage: Eukaryota; Metazoa; Chordata; Mammalia; Rodentia; Muridae
Gene: Slc24a2
Product: solute carrier family 24 member 2
Exons: 12
Coding region: 303-2543 (746 amino acids)
Biological process (GO): long-term synaptic depression; long-term synaptic potentiation; calcium ion transmembrane transport
Cellular component (GO): membrane
Molecular function (GO): calcium channel activity; calcium, potassium:sodium antiporter activity
Source: RefSeq, a predicted model, not a curated record